Onychomys torridus (southern grasshopper mouse) is the source of this 240-nucleotide messenger RNA. RefSeq names its product defensin beta 130B (gene Defb130b). The record is from RefSeq and is a predicted model, not a curated record. Gene Ontology annotation, molecular function: CCR6 chemokine receptor binding; chemoattractant activity. Bases 1 to 240 code for a protein of 79 amino acids. Gene Ontology annotation, biological process: cell chemotaxis; defense response to bacterium. Gene Ontology annotation, cellular component: extracellular region. Lineage: Eukaryota; Metazoa; Chordata; Mammalia; Rodentia; Cricetidae. The transcript is spliced from 2 exons.
AUGAGACCUCAUUCCUGCCUGUCUGUCCUCUUCCUCUUUGUAAUGAUGAUGCCGAGAGGAGAGUCUGGUUUUCUCCCAGGGGAAAAGCAGUGCAUUUUGCUGAAAGGGAUAUGCAAGGACAUAGCAUGUACAUCUACAGAUGACACCAUCGGUGAAUGUAACGAUGAGAAGAAGUGCUGUAGGAGAUGGUGGGUGCUUGAGCCCUACCCAACACCCAUUCCCAAAGCGAAGUCUCCUUAG